AUGCCGCACGCCGCCCCGCCCUCCCUGGGCGCCACGGACCCCAUCUUCCACGCCGCGUUGCUCCGGCUCCUGCACAGCAGGAACGGCGACCACUGCGCGGAGGCCGUCGGGUGGAGGUGGAGAGGCGACACGCCGGCGCGGUUCGACCACUGGCCGUGCGCCCUUCACCCGUCCGUGAUGGACCUGCUGGCGUGCGUGUCGGCUAGCGAGGAGCAGGUCGUCCUGACCGGCUGCGACAAGAAACACGCCGAUAGCUGCCACGGUGGUGGUGGUGGUGACGACCCUCCCCCCCCGCGAAGAGAGGCCGCCUGGCGGGCCCCUCGCCCUCGCACGCCGUGGGCGCACCGAGGAGGGCCGGCGGCGGUACCGGCGGGGGCCACGACGCCGAUCGCCGCCCCAUCGCCAUUGCCUCCCCCAGCCUCGACUCAGACGCCGCUGUCCGCCCUUCGCAGGUCGGGGAGCUCGCGCCGCCUGCCCAGCAAGAACCGCGUUCGUUUCUCUACCCACGACAUGAGCGUGGUCGACACGCCGGAUCCACAGCGGGGGGGCUCCGCGAAAGGCAUGAUGAGUGCUCUUGGCGGCCUCGAAUCCAUCUUGUCUGCCGCGGAACGGAUCCGGGAGCUCGCAGCGGGAGGUCCCGGCAACAGCGGCGGCAGAGAGGGGGGUGGUUUCGAGCGGCGCGGCGGCGGCGGUGGUCGGCAGUACGAGGGCUACUUCGAUCGGUUCAGCGCCGCCGCCGGUGGUGAACCUGAUGGCGGCGGCGGCGGGGGGGACGACAACAACGAGCAGCAUGGCACUGCGGCGUCCGCUGGUGGCCUUGACAAGGCUUCUUCUGGCUCUGAUGGGGGUAGCCAGGACGAGGGAUCGGCGGCGGCGGCGGCGGCGGCGGAAGGCGAUGAUGACGAGGAUGUCGAUGCUCCCCUCGAGGCGGAGGCAAGGAGCGUGCGGGAGGACUCGGCGGCGUUCGUGACGGUGUUGGAGGAGAUCGCCAACGGCGACGCCGCGCCGGGAGAGGUCACCCUGGCGGGGGGGUGGGGGCCCGAGCACAGAAACGCCGCGGCGUUCUACGCGAAGGAGCUGGCGUUCCUAAGCGGGACCAAGACUGGGGUGGGCGGGAGGGAGUUGAGGGGCCCCUUCGUCUCUGGGGGUGGUGGUGCCGUCGGCAGUCACCUCCGUGUGCGCUACCUGGACGUCCUCAGCUGCCUCGUUCGUUACAACCUCAAGCAGGGGCUGCUGGACGCUGCCUGGGGCUCCUCUGUGACGGCGCAGGCGGCCACUGCCGAGAGGGGGCUCUGCGGCUGCGUGUCGGUGCUUGACGACAAGGGGGCGCUGGAGUUCAACACGGAGGACGUCGCGGCGCUGCUUACCCUUGCCCUCGGCCGUGUGCACCCGUUCAUGCCGCUGGCCGCGCGGAUCACCUUGGCCGCGAAGGAGGCCGGCUGGGACGGCUGCGGCGAUGACGGCGAUGAAGCCCUCGACGCUAGGGUCUGGGCGGCCGUACAGGAGUACACUCUCGAGUGCCGCCGAGCGGCUGCUGCUGCUGCUGCCGCAUCGCCGACCCACUUGUUCUCCUCCCCGUCUGUUGCCGCGGCAACGCCGCCGCUGCUGCCCGUUGCUGUUUGUGGCGGUGGGUCAUCGGCGGCGAAAGCGGGCGGGCCUUCCGCUGGUGGCGCCGUUGACGAGCUGCCGUCAUCCGAUUUCGCCGUGAAAGGGGGAGAAGGUGAAGCGAAAGCGGAUGCAGGGAGCGAUGGAGCGAGAGCGUCCGUCGCCGACCUGGCCAGCCCGAGCGUUCCCGGCAGCAGGGGCUCCGUCAGUGAAGAAAACGGUUCGGCGGCGGGGCUGGAGCUUACGGUGGACGAGUCCGCGGAUCUGCUAGAAUUUGUGGCGGCGGCGCGCUUCAUCGCCCAGCUCCUCGCGGAGCCGGUGGUGGCCGCGGGCGUUGCGGGGGGCAGGUGGUCUUGCGCCAUGCGCCUCUCGGAGCAGGUGCGGAAGCUGGCCGAGGAAGAGCAGCAGGCCCAGGAGGCGGUUGCCGCCGCCGCUUCGGACACCGCCGCUGCGAAGACCGCGCCGCCGACGUCAUCGCUGAGCAACAUGCUUUGCCUGGGAGCGCUGGCGGACGUGCAAGGGCUCGGGCUGGCCAUGGCGCAGCAGGCCAGGUACGCGCCGGCCCUGGAGGCUGUGCUGAAGAGGGAGCUGCGGCAGGCGCUUAGGGGAGGUCAGGGGCUAAAGAGGCGGAUCAAGCACCGCCUUCAGCCCCCCGGCGCCCCCGAUGUCUUCUCCUUCCCGAUGAUCACCCCCGCCUGCCAGCUCGUCCACUACGAAGGCGGUGUGGGAUGCGUGUGAAGUUUGGUCGUGUGCCGUGGCAACAACGCGAAAGGCGUCUUUUUUUAGGGGGGGGCUAGAAAGCAAGGAAUGCUGCUGCAUGCUGCGUGCUGUUGCUGCUGCUGCUGCUUCUUCUGAUUUCCGGAGUCAAUUCUCUCAAGCGGUUACCAUCAUUUGGUAACGCAACAGGGUCAAGGUGGCUCCGGGAAAGGAGGUCGGGUCAGCUACGUACUUCCGCCGCCGGUUUUGCCGCUGCUGGCGAGCUGGGUCGAGAUGAACUCGACACCAGAUUCGCCGCGGUUGCACAAGGUGGCAAGGCACCGACUGUAUGAAGUCAGCACCGCACCGCAUGGCACGCUGCAGCAGGGAACGAAAGUGUCGGCGCUCUCUGGCAUAUAGGCUCGGGUGCUGAUCUAUUCGCUGCAAUGAUGCAUCUAGGACGGGGGGGGGCGG
Ectocarpus siliculosus is the source of this 2775-nucleotide messenger RNA. The record is from the annotation of a GenBank genome assembly. NCBI's taxonomy places the organism in Eukaryota, Phaeophyceae, Ectocarpales, Ectocarpaceae.